This is a messenger RNA of Myotis myotis, 4605 nucleotides long. RefSeq names its product rhophilin Rho GTPase binding protein 1 (gene RHPN1). Lineage: Eukaryota; Metazoa; Chordata; Mammalia; Chiroptera; Vespertilionidae. The record is from RefSeq and is a predicted model, not a curated record. Gene Ontology annotation, molecular function: protein binding. Gene Ontology annotation, biological process: negative regulation of stress fiber assembly; signal transduction. The coding region runs from base 804 to 3107 and encodes 767 amino acids. The transcript has 15 exons.
GCCCGGAACGGGCGGGCGCGGCGCUGGGUCUCUGGCGGCGUUGCUCCCUUGUCCGAGCGCAAUGCAAGGGAGACUCCCGCCAUCCACAACUCGCUCGCCCCAAAAGGCAAGCUGGGCGCACUGUUGGGGAAACUGAGGCCCGGAGGGCAAACCCCGCGAUAAUUGCCUGCGCUGGUUGCGCUCUCGCCGGGCCGGGAUCAAGUGCUGGGGAAGCAGCAGGAGGCCCCUCCCGUGCGGCUCAGGGACGGGGAGAGCGCCGUUCCAGCUCGCCGCUUCCCGGGCGCCCUGUCGGGCCGGGGCUGGGCUCCGGUCGGUGACAGCCCGCGCCUGCGUCUCGCGCCGGCCAUUGCGCCUUUCCUAACGCCCCUGUCCCCGGGCCGCCGGCCUCGCGCUGGGCACCGGCGCGGUGUUUGCUGACACUCGGAGCUGCUGGUGGCUGAAGCCUCGCAGGUACAGGAAACGGCCGGAGUCACAGGCGGGAGCGCGUCCUUCCGUCCUUUCCCUGCGCACCCGCCCCGUGGAGUCCUGGGCGCUGGACUGUGGACCGGUUCCAGGAGCGCCGGGAGGCCCGGGAAGGGCGUGGGGCGGGGACCUGCCCCGAUGGGCCUGGGAACGGGCUGCUCUGGCGGCCUCGCUCUCAAGCACAGACGCCAGUGUCGCCUGCAGAGGUGCUCGCCUCCCUCUCCCAGGUCAGGCGCGCGGAGGACCCGGCUGCUCCGUUCAGCUUUGUGUGCUGGGGCCAGGCCUUCCAGGGGCGAAGGGGGUGUCUGGUGGGACCUGGGGCCCAGGUUGGCAGCCACGUGAUGCCGACCAGACCCCGCAGGGGCAGGCCCUCCUCACCCCCAGGAGAUGCCAGGUGCUGUGGCAGCUACGUGUGGGGAGCACAUUGGGCCCUGGUCCCAAGCGUGGGCACUGCCCUUGGUGACCCCACUUCCCGCGGCCCCGGCAUGUGUUGUCGGAUGGAAUGUUGGGGAGGUUGCUCACACACGUGUUCCAGAGGGCUCUCUGCCCCAGGGCACCCUGGGAAGGCGCGGAAACUUCCCAGCCUCCUCUCGGGGCGACCCAGCAGCCCAGCGGCCAACUGUGCAGGGAGGAGGCGCUGGGCUGGGAGCUGGGCCGGAGGAGGCGCUGGGCUGGGAGCUGGGCCGGAGGAGGCGCUGGGCGGCCCUCCCACACUCCUCUGUCCUGUUGCCCCGGCGGCUCCUGCUCCCUGGAAGGGCGGCGACCCCCUGGUGCAGACGCAGCCAGGCCGCCUGCAGAGCCGCAGGGCCCGCGUCCACCAGCAGAUCAGCAAGGAGCUCCGGAUGCGGGCGGGCGCCGAGAACCUGUACAGAGCCACCAGCAACACCCGAGUCAGGGAGACCGUGGCCCUGGAGCUGAGCUACGUCAACUCCAGCCUGCAGCUGCUGAAGGAGGAGCUGGAGGAGCUGGACUGCGGCAGCGACGCGGACGGGCCCGGGAGUGAAGGCGUCACUGUCCCCCUGAUCCCCCUGGGGCUGAAGGAGACGCAAGAGCUGGACUGGUCCGCAGCCCUGAGGGAGCUGAUCUCUGAGCACUUUGGAGAGGAUGGCGCCACCUACGAGGCGGAAAUCAGGGAGCUGGCCAACCUGCGGCAGGCCACGCGGACGCCCAGCCGGAGCCAGGCCGGCCUGGAGCUGCUCAUGUCCUACUACAGCCAGCUCUGCCUCCUGGACGCCCGCUUCGUGAGCCCCGCCCGUGGCCUGGGGCUGCUCUUCCACUGGUACGACUCGCUCACGGGGGUCCCGGCCCAGCAGCAGGCGCUGGCGUUCGAGAAGGGCAGCGUGCUCUUCAACAUUGGGGCGCUGCACACCCAGAUCGGGGCGCGCCAGGACCGCACCUGCCCCGGGGGCGCCAGCCGUGCAGCCGAGGCCUUUCAGAGGGCGGCAGGCGCCUUCAGCCUCCUGCGGGAGAAGUUCUCCCACGCGCCCAGCCCCGACAUGAGCCCUGCCUCGCUCCGCGUGCUGCAGCAGCUCAUGACCGCCCAGGCCCAGGAGUGUGUCUUCGAGGGUCUCUCGCUCCCGGCCCCCGCCGCCCCCCAUGACUGCCUGGCCCAGCUGCGCCUGGCGCAGGAGGCCGCCCAGGUGGCGGCCGAGUAUGAGCAGGUGCAUCGGGCCAUGGCCCAGCCGCCGGUCCGAGACUACGUGCCCUUCGCCUGGACCACGCUGGUGAUCGUCAAGGCCGAGCACUUCCGCGCCCUGGCCCACUUCCACGCGGCCACGGCCCUCUGCGGCGGCCCGCCGGCCGAGGAGCUCCUGGUGCGGGAGCGGGAGGUCUUCCUGGAGCCCCAGGCCCCCCCUGAGCCCCAGCGCCCCGCACUGGCACCGCCGCAGGAGCCCGAGGAGCGCAGGAAGCUGGGCAAGGCCCACCUGAGGCGCGCCAUCCUGGGGCAGGAGGCGGCGCUGAGGCUGCACGCCGUGGGCCGCGCCCUGCGCCGCGUGGACCCGCUGCAGGCGGUGCUGGCCCAGGCGCUGCGGCGCUCGCUGGCCAAGUACUCGGAGCUGGACCUGGAGGACGACUUCUUCGAGGCCCCGGAGGCCCCCGACAUCCAGCCCAGAACGUCCCAGAGGCCGGAGGUCCGCGCCCCCAGCUUCUCGCAGGUGAAGGUGGCCGACAUCUUCCACCGGCUGGGGCCCCUGUCUGUGUUCUCAGCCAAGAACCGCUGGCGGCUGGGGGGCCCCGUGCACGUGACCCGAGGGGAGGGCGGCUUCGGCUUCACGCUGCGGGGAGACGCGCCCGUGCUCAUCGCCGCCGUGGUCCCCGGGGGCCAGGCCGCGGCGGCCGGCCUCCAGGAGGGCGACUACAUCGUGUCGGUGGACGGGCAGCCGUGCCGGUGGUGGAAGCACGCGGAGGUGGUGGCCCGGCUGAAGGGCGUGGGCGACGCGGGCGUGAGCCUGCAGGUGGCGACCCUGCUGCCCGCCGAGCCCGGCACGGGGGACCGCCGGCCGCUGCGGGGGCUGCUGAGGAGCCAGGAGCGCGGCUGGGAGCCUGCGCCCGCGAGAGCCAGCCCCAGGCCCCUGCUCGGCUGGAGCCGCAAGGCCAAGAGGGGCAAGACUGGGGGGCGGCCGUCCCCAGACCCCCGGCCCUGAGCUGCUCCGCCGCACCCCUGGUCGCCCAAGGAGACGUGAGGGGCGGCUCCCCACAGGGGGGCCCAGCCUGGCCUGCAGCUGGCUGGGGGCGGGGACCCCGUCGUGUCCUCCCCCAGCCCCGGAGGACCUUCAAGCCAGUUGCCGUCCGGCCCAGUGCCCACUGCCCAUUAAAGACAGUGUCGGAUGAGGCGUGUCCGCCCAGUGCGGGGCCGGGCCCUGCACCCCCACUCACCUGGGGCCCCAGGAGGGCCGCUCCCAGGUGGGGUGGGGGUCUAGCCGCUCCUCUUUGAGCCGAAGGAGCGGGGCGGGGGGUCAGCUUUGGGUCCCUGCAGCUGGGUCCUCUCCCCCGUGGUGGCUUCCCAGGGCCCCUCAGCUGGCCUGUCCCCCUCCUGCCCCCACCCUGCCCACACCCCCCUCAGGGCGGGGUUCACCCUGAGCCCAGCUUCUGCCUGGCCCAGGACACCUGCCAGGCAGCCCUCCUCCGCCUUCCAGGCACCCGCAGCCAAGGCCCGGCUCAGCCCCUGCCCGGCCUCCAGGCCUCCAUCUCGCCCUGCCCGGCCUCCACACAGCACCCCCAGCGGCCUGGGGGGCCUUCCCUCUGGGCGGGUCCCAGCCACGACCCCCCUGCAACACCUGCCAUGUCCCCUCUGUGCACAGGGGCCCUCCCCCCUCUCUUCUCGGCCCCUCCUCCUCACGCGCUCCCUUUGGCGUCAGAGCCUGGAUCUCAUACAGCCCCUCCCAGCCGCCCCGCGCCCCUCGGCCUGGCCCCGCCCUGAAGCCCUGCCUGGGCCCCGGCUGCUGGCCCACCUGGAACCUGCCCUGAGGCUUCCUCACCCUCGGGCUCGGACCCAGCACCGAUGACCCCGCCUGCCCGGCCCUCGGCUCCGUGCCCACCCCUCCCCGUGGCGCUGGCUGGGCUCAGACUGAGUCCUCCGUGUCCCCAAGCUGCGUGCGCACAGGGAGGCGGACCUGGUUCAGUGGUUGAGAGGUGAGGGCCUCCGUGGUGAGGGCGGCGGGGAGCUCUGGGCCUCCGUCCCAUCCCGGGGGAGACGGCAGUGAGGGGGGCCGGCUGAGGAUGGAGGGGCUCAGCCUGGGCCUGGAGGGCGGUGCGUCCAGGCGGGCGGCUCAGCUGCUGGGGCGCCCUCGGGGCAGCAGAGGUUGCCGGUUUGACUCCCAGGGCGCACACCUCGGCCGUGGGUGGAUCCCUGGUUGGGGCACCUGCCGGCCAACCCAGCUCCUCACACUGGCGUUUCCCUCUCUUCCUCGCUCUAAAAGUCAGUUAAAAACCCACGUAUCCUGGGGUGAGGCUUUAAAACGGGGGGAGGGGGAGAGGGCCUGGAGACACCUGGAGGGGCGCCGCCUGCGGGCAGAUUGGGGUCGGGGCCGGUUGGUCAGGGAUCCCUGUGGCCACCAGGGGGCAGCCGUCGCCCGAUGCUGCGGCGCGGAUGCGGGAUCUCCGGCCGGGGCGGGGCGGGCGCGGAGGACCCCCUGCCGGCCA